GAAUAGCUUAUUUCCCAAAAUACCCCCAACCGCCUUGCUCACAAUCUCACAUUAUAUAUCCCCCCGUCCCUUCCCCCAACAAAUCCGUCCCCUUCUUGCCGUAUUCUUCCUUCCCACGUUGCGUCUCAGCCGUUGAGAAUGGUUGCGGACGGCGACGGCGGCGGUGGGGCGGCGUUCCCCGUGGUGUUCUUCGACGGCCAGCAGGAGGUCGACAUCGGGCGCAUGCGCGUCAACCCGAUGAUGGAAUUCAAGAAUUUCCAGUUCACGAUCAGCCGGCGGAUCGGGAUUUCCCCCAACCAGAUUUCGAUUUACCUCUGCAACCGCAAGUCGGACCGCAAGAAGACUCCCAUCACCGGGAAGGUGAACUUCGAGUUCAUCGUCGCCUGCGAGAAGGACUGCUUCAUCCUCGCCGUGCUGAAGAGAUCGCGCAAGUCGGCGCGGAGGCGGAGGCCGAGGGCGAAUUGGAUGGAGGAGUGCGAGGAUUUGCUGUGGGAGUCCGAGUUCGCCGCCCGCUCGCCCCCGGUGGGGAAUUUGAUCUUGCUGCGCCGGAACCAGCCGGAAUUUCACGCUGCAAGAUUUGAACAUUCAGAAGCAGAAUUACGCAAUGGCGAUGGCUAGAUCGAAUCCGGACCCGAACCCGAAGAUCCUCCAGCACCCGGACCCGACGAGCCCCGACG
Molecule: messenger RNA, 677 nt
Organism: Cuscuta campestris
Lineage: Eukaryota; Viridiplantae; Streptophyta; Magnoliopsida; Solanales; Convolvulaceae
Source: the annotation of a GenBank genome assembly